GGGCGGACUGACCAUUUGGAAACUCGGGCACUGCCCGAGGGCCCGGGGUCAGUAGGGGGCCCCGUGAGAUGCCCCUGUACCUUUUUCAUAGGUUUUUUUUGAGUUUGGGCAAGGACACAGGGGCCCCAUUAUCCCCUAUUGCCCGGGGGCCCCAUGAGUUGUCAGUCCGCCCCUGUAUUGAACCCUACGGACUAAGACUGGAAUGCCUUUAAAGUUCAUGUGCGGGGUCAGUAGGGGGCCCCAUGAGAUGCCCCUGAUACCUUUUUCAUAGGCUUUUUUGUUGUGGGCGAGGGCACAGGGGCCCCAUGAUCCCCUAUUGCCCAGGGGC
Staurois parvus is the source of this 328-nucleotide messenger RNA. Lineage: Eukaryota; Metazoa; Chordata; Amphibia; Anura; Ranidae. The record is from the annotation of a GenBank genome assembly.